Gadus chalcogrammus (walleye pollock) is the source of this 1121-nucleotide messenger RNA. RefSeq names its product G2/M phase-specific E3 ubiquitin-protein ligase-like. NCBI's taxonomy places the organism in Eukaryota, Metazoa, Chordata, Actinopteri, Gadiformes, Gadidae. Gene Ontology annotation, molecular function: ubiquitin-protein transferase activity. Bases 99 to 1121 code for a protein of 340 amino acids. The transcript is spliced from 6 exons. The record is from RefSeq and is a predicted model, not a curated record.
GUUACAAUUUGUGUUUAAUCCAUAGCCUUCCAAAAAUACAUUGUGCUGUCUGAUGCCUUGUGUGUUUGUCACCAUGAGAAUGUCCUUGACAUUUGUCUAUGCAUGAAUCAUUUCCCUUAUUUAGAGAGGAUGUCAUCACAUUGACAUCAGAUGAGGAGUUGGAGGAAGUCCUGCUUGGAUCCCCCAACAGGAGUGAUCCUGAUGACAAUGUGGACAUCAAGGCGAUUCUCAACUCAUUUAGACAGGACAACUUGGAGACAGGCAGCACCUUCACUGUGAUUGCCAGGAGGAGAUAUGUCUUGAGAAGUGCCUGUGCUGCACUCUCCAAGACGUACUUUGGCUGGCACAAAGAGCCCUCAGUUGAAUUUGUCUCUGAGAUGGCAGCCGACUACGGCGGGCCUAGGAGGGAGUUUUUUAGGUUGCUGAUGCUCGAGGUCCAGAGCUCCCUGGGGAUCUUUGAGGGAAGGCCUGGAGAGCUUUUUUUUUCAUACGAUCUUCAAGCCCUGGACCAGAAUAAGUUCUAUACAGCGGGAAAACUUACGGCCUGGUCCAUUAUCCACAAUGGACCAGGCCUCCGUUGUCUCAAUAAUUCCCUGUUUGCACUCAUGUGCAACCAGGAGGUGGACCUCACAAAUUUGGACCUUGGGCUUCUCCCAAUUGAGAGUGAUGACCAGAGCAAGAUAGACCAGAUUAAGACCUGCAGCACAGAGGAGGACCUGGCGACCCUAAAACAGGUGUGUGGGGACUGGAUUGCUGGCUGUGGUGUACCAACAGUCUACACGGCCAACCUCCAGGAUCUCCCACGAGUCCUUAACCGAGUUGUGGCGCAUUUCAUUUUUCAUCGAGUCGCAAGCAUGAUCCAGCAAUUUACUGCUGGCAUGAAUUCUUGUGGCCGAUUCUGGGACCUGGUCAAGUCCUACUGGAGGCAGUUUGUUCCGGUCUUCACCCACACUGGGGAAAAACUUACCCGGCACAAACUGCUGUCGCUUUUUAUCAAAGCAAGGAGCGAGGAAGGAAGCAACAGGUGGGAGAUGGAGGAAAGCACCCUCUACCUAUUUGAGGACUGGCUGUUGGCCAUUGAAGAAAAGGGUCCUAUGUAUCCGCCACAGUGGGGAGCAUAG